Anthonomus grandis grandis is the source of this 6188-nucleotide messenger RNA. It is a transcript of the gene shu, whose product is annotated as inactive peptidyl-prolyl cis-trans isomerase FKBP6. Gene Ontology annotation, molecular function: peptidyl-prolyl cis-trans isomerase activity; protein binding. NCBI's taxonomy places the organism in Eukaryota, Metazoa, Arthropoda, Insecta, Coleoptera, Curculionidae. The record is from RefSeq and is a predicted model, not a curated record. The transcript has 3 exons. Bases 100 to 1224 code for a protein of 374 amino acids.
CUGCGAAUGUCAAACAAAUUUGUUAGGUUAUGUGCUAAUUAAUAAUUAUUAUUUAUUAUUUUGUUGUUUGGCUUACUGGGAAUUGUUUAUGCCGACAACAUGGACGAGCUUGAAAGUAAAAUGGCAAAAGUUAAUUUUGAAGAAUUAUUAUCUACUGGGACUAUCCUUGAAACUGAUUCAUCAGAUGUGAAAGCUGAUGACUCAGGUAAUGAAGAAGUGACCAAUGAAGAAUAUGAUGAGGAAGUACUAAAACACCUGAACACAAAUUGCAUUGGGGAAUUUGAAGACGAGGGUAUCUAUGACAGUAGUGAACCAUUUUCAUAUUUGCAAAAACAAAUGGAAGAUUUAUUUGGAAAUGAAAGUAUUAUGAAGAAAGUGUUGCGACAAGGUUAUGGCAAUAAACCGGAAAAAUUUUCAGUAGUAAAAGUACAUUAUAAUGGUUAUACAGAACUGGAGGCUAAACCAUUUGACUGUACAUAUGCUCGCAAAAAACCGCAUGUUUUUACCAUGGGUAACGGAGAAGUUUUACCUGGUCUUGAAUUAGCUGUGCAGUCAAUGUUGCUUAAUGAAAAAUCACAAUUCCUUAUAAAACCUGAAUUAGCUUAUGGAAAAUUUGGGUGUUUAGGUCGAAUCCCACCCAAUGCCACAGUUUUAUUUCAAAUUGAACUGCUUGAAAUUAUAGAGAGUGUGUCCGCUGAAAACUUUGACAAUUUACCUGAGAAGAAACAACAAGAGUUUUCAGAGAUUUAUAAUUUUUGUGUUGCUCAGUCUGAAAAGGGUAAGAACUUAUUUGUUCGAGACAAUGUGUCUGCGGCAAUCAAACAAUAUAACAUCGCCGUUUCGAAGUUGGAAUAUGCUCAACUGGCCAACUACGAGGAGCAAACGAAACAACAAGAGUUGCUGCACAAACUGUAUCAAAAUUUGCUUGUGUGUCAUACGAAACUGCAAGAACCAAAAAAGGGCUGCAUUAAUUUUAAUAAACUCUUUCAUCUGACCAAGGGCACCGAAUUAAAAAUAAACGCCAAAAUUUAUUAUAACCAUGCAAAAUGUUUGAGACUACUGGGGGAGUUUAAAAGAGCCAAGGAGAGUUUACAGAAAGCUAGGAAUAUUGAACCGAGAAAUCCAUACGUUCUGAACGAGUUUAAGAUUAUUGAUGAGGAGCAGAGGAAAUAUCAGGAGAAGGAAAAGAAAAUGGCCGCUGCAAUGGUUAAAUCUAAAGAUUAAAGUAAUAAGCGACUCUUAUACAGUGAGAGGCAAAAGUCCGGAAUAAAUUCAUUUAAAAUUCAGGGGUAUGUUCAAAAAAAAAACGCUCGGACACGUCGAUUUUUAUUUUUAACUGCGGGUUUUCUUACUAUAAUUUUAUGUAUACAGGGUGGUCCAAAAAUAAGCUACGACCAUCAACUUCAAUUUUUGAAAUGGAAAUACCUAUUUUUUAUUCUGUAUUCUUAAAGAACAGAAAAUUCUAGACAUAUUUCAUGUACAAUGUCCUAUACCUAUCUUCAUUUGUUUUUGAGUUACUGACAGUUGAAGAUCGGCAUAUUUGCACUUUUGACAUGUUAUAAAAUCCAAACGGUUAGACAUAGACAAAUGCGGUUUGCAUUUUUUAUCGAAGCUUUUUUAAAACCAUCUGUUGACACUAGCUAGUUAGUGUCAACAGGUACUGAGAAAUUUACGGUUGAAUUUCUAAAAAAACAUUCAAAAUAUUAAUGUAUUUAAUCGAAACUAUUGUAUAAACGUUGAACAAAAAGAAACUAUUCUAAUCUAGACCGAAUUAAAUGUUCAAAUUGAGCCCCAUUAACUUCUUGACAGUAAGCGAGUCUUGAUUCGAAUUCUCUCAGAACGUUGCGUAUCAUUUCUUGAGGUAUUCGUUGAAUCUCAUUUCUUAUAUUAUUUCUCAAUUCUUCUAAAUUGUUGGGUUUAUUUACAUACACUCUAUGCUUUAAAUAACCUCACAAAAAGAAGUCCAAAGGAGUCAAGUCGGGGGACCUCGCAGGCCACUCCAAUUGACCCCUUCGCCCAAUCCAUCGACCCGGAAAUACCUCACUUGAAUAUUGGCGCACGGCUCUGCUGAAGUGUGGCGGCGCGCCAUCUUGCUGGAACCAAAUUGAAGCUUCUGGAAUAUUGGGAUUAUUUGCAUUUGGAAACAUCAAACAUAAAGCGGGAAUCAGUUUGUUCCUUAAGAAUUCCAAAUAACGUUGACCUGUUAAGGUACCUUCGAAGAAAAAUGGACCUAUGACUCAUUGAUAAUGCCGGCCCAAACAUUCACAGAUUGAGGAUAUUGGGUAUGAGCUUCAAUAACCCAAUUUGGAUUGGAGGAAGACCAGUAACGGCAGUUCUGUCUGUUCACUGUACCAUUGAGGCAGAAGGUCGACUCGUCAGAAAAAAUUAUUCUACGAGUAAAAAGACGGUCGUUAUGGCAGACAUUCAUUAUAGUUUCGCAAAACUCUAAUCGACGAUCUGUAUCAUCUUCGUUAAGUUCGUGGAUUAAUUUUAAUUUAUAGGGAUGAUAUUUUGCCUUUUUCAAAAUCCUUCUUAAAGAUGUUUUUCCAACAUCGUUAUCUAGUGCUGCCUGUCUAGUCGGUGUAUGAGGAUUUUCUUCAAUGGACAAAACAACAUUUAACUUCUUUUCCUCGGAAAUUGAGGGACGACCCGAUCUGGGUCGAUCUCUGACGUGACCUAAUUCCCUAAAUUUUCUUUCUAGUUUGCUAACGGUAGACUGAGAUAUUGUCUUAUCAGGAUACUAGGUAUUAAACAUUUCACAAACCUGGUGUUGGGUCCUAAUGCGAUCACCACAUCCUAUCAUAAUUAGUAUUUCUAUUCUCUCAGUUUCACUUAACUUAUUCAUCUUUUCAGGCAAUAUUAAAUUUUACAAUAAACAAGGAUAAGACUGCUUGAUACCUGUCACUUCAAAAAAUGAUGACAACAUCAUUGCAACAAUCGAUGAAAAAACACAAAAAACAAGGUUACCUUAGUAAGGGUGUUACAUAGUUGCAUGAAUUAUUGUAUGUUCAGAAAUUCAACCGUAAAUUUCUCAGUACCUGUUGACACUAAUUAGCUAGUGUCUAGAAUAUGUCUAGAAUUUUCUGUUCUUUAAGAAUACAGAAUAAAAAAUAGGUAUUUCCAUUUCAAAAAUUGAAGUUGAUGGUCGUAACUUAUUUUUGGACCCCCCUGUAUACAUAAAAUUAUAGUAAGAAAACCCGCAGUUAAAAAUAAAAAUCGACGUGUCCCAGCGUUUUUUUUUGAACAUACCCCUGAAUUUUAAAUGAAUUUAUUCCGGACUUUUGCCUCUCACUAUAUAUAUGUAUGUAUGUAUACAGGGUGUUUAGGGAGGAAAGGGAAAUAUUUUGGGUACAUGUUCAGAAGGUGAAAAUAAGCUAAAUUAACCCAUGUUUUAAUCUGAUUCUCAACCAUUUCUGAAGUUUUUUUAUAAGAUUUUUUAUUUAAAAAACAAGACAAAUACUAGUAAAAAAACAAAAUUUCACUAAUUUAAAAUGUUUUCGAAAAUGCCCCCAUUAACUUAAGGCACGCUGCAGCACAUUUGUUAAGCACUCGUGUUGCACGUUUAAUUGCUUAGGGAUUGUUUUUAAUAAUACUUGAAGCAUUCAAAAUUUGAUUGUGGAAUCCUUCUAUGGUUUCUACUGGUGUUUCGUACACUAGAGCUUUCAUCCACCCCCAGGAGCAAUAAUCCAGUGGAUUUAAGUCUGGUGACCUCGGUGGCCAAACUUGAAGUUCUCCUCUGCCAAUCCAACGAUCAGGAAAACGAUUGUCUAAGAAAUUACGCACUCGGCGACUUAACUCGUUAACUGCCAUGUGUACCAUAUAUGGACACAGUCAAUUUUUAUUUAGCGCCAUGGGUACCACCAAUGGACACAGAACUUCUUACCUUCCAAGCCAUGUGUACAUGGGACGACCACAUUAAGCGUUGAUUGAAAUGUAUGUAUGGAUUGGUCUGGCGUAGGAAAUAGUUUGUUUGAGAAUGCCUCGUAAAUAUUUUUGUUUUUCGAAAUAAUAUGACACAAAAUAUUGACGUUUUUAAAUGAUACGUUUAUUUUUUCAAUGGGCAGUAAUUUAACAUGUAAAAUUGUUAUUUAUAAUUAUAAAAUAAACAAACUAAUUUUAAAAACAAAAUACUUCAAAAUGAAAAGAUUAUUUUAUAUUUUUUAAAACACGUUUUUGGAAAAAGCAGUCCAUACAAAUAAAAAUAUUAUCGUCACAACCUAGACAUAUGUUGUGACGAUAAAAGUAGGAAACUCUUUUGGUAUUUUUUACAGCAUAAUUACGCCCCUGUUUCUUGUGAGUUUUUUUCGUAGCAAUUUCUGCACCUGCCUCUUUUUAGCUUUUUCUCGUUAUCUGUCUUUUCGGAAACUUUGUGCUCUUUUGAGGGAUUCUUGAACGUCCAUCUCGGCAGAGCCGCGCUUUCAAAGCGUAAACGGAUCCGAAUCUCCCACGUGGUGCCACGUUGCCAACUAUUAUUUCGCGGCUUGAGUAAAGUCAGCUGUGCUUCAGCCAUAUCCGGAACAUUUUCCACAUUUAGUCCCGCCUCGGGUUCAGAAUUAAUUCUUACGCUUGGAAACAUUCCUGUUUCCUGAGCAUUUGCAAAAACUGUUUGAAAACUUUUCGAUUAGGAAUUUUUCGAUUAGGAAAACGUCGUAUGGGUGAAUGUGUGAGGCAUUACGUAAUGGAAACUUGGGGUAUAAUAAACUAAUGGUUUGGUUUAGGUUGGGUUGGGUUGGGUUCGGUUGGAUUGCGUUGGGUUGGAUCUUAAAUUGCUCAAGCACCGCUCAUCAAAUUUUGCGUAUUUUUACAAUUUUUUUUAAAUGGCCUAAUUUUACCCAAAAAAAAUUAAAAGUAGCGGAAUGAUCUUAUAUAAUUCGCCACGAAUAUGUGAAUUUUGAUAGAACUUGAAAAAAGAAAUUUUAAAAAUGAUAUACCUACUUAUAAAAAUGAAUUUUCAAUUCAAACAAAUUUGUGUUUAUUACAUGUAAUUUACAUUUUUGUGAUAUGUAAUGAAACUAGUGUAUAAUGUUAUGAUUAUACAUUAGUUUCAUUCAUCAUUUUUUAUAUGUUAUGAUAAUGAAUGACUAAAAAAAUACAGAGUGAAUUCUCCACUUUAGAGAAAGCCAGACUGGAGACAAGGCUUCAGCUGCAGAGUGACAAAACGCAACAAAGUCGACAACAAAACUGGUAACACCACAUCUAACCUCACCUCAGUUGUCACCUAUUUGCUGACAAAACUAAUGGUAUACAAGGUUAUUCUAAUGAUUAAUCGCGUCCUAUAGUGAGUGAUUUAGUGCGUGAUAAUACCCUCUUCGUGAUAAAAUUUGGCUUUCCGCCACUCUUAGUAAAAAAUGUAUAUCGAAAUCUACCCACUUUGCAAAAAACCCGACCGUUUUUCGUUAAUUUUGACAAAAGCCGCUAAACUGCAGAAUUACCAUUCUCAUUUGUAAAUAAAGCAAAAUCAAAAUUGAACGUCCAUCUCGGCAGAGCCGCGCUUUCAAAGCGUAAACGGAUCCACCAAAACGGAUCCGAAUCUCCCACGUGGUGCCACGUUGCCAACUAUUAUUUCGCGGCUUGAGUAAAGUCAGCUGUGCUUCAGCCCUAUCCGGAACAUUUUCCACAUUUAGUCCCGCCUCGGGUUCAGAAUUAAUUCUUACGCUUGGAAACAUUCCGGUUUCCUGAGCAUUUGCAAAAACUGUUUGAAAACUUUUCGAUUAGGAAUUCUUCGAUUAGGAAAACGUCGUAUGGGUGAAUGUGUGAGGCAUUACGUAAUGGAAACUUUGCUCUUUUCAAAUUGAAAUGCUCAGAAUCAAUCAAACUGACAACCAUGCUUGUCAAAACUACCAGUCAAUUAAAAUAGGUAUAAACAAACAUUGAUGAAAUACCUGCAACGUGAGUUAGAAAUAGACCGUAAUUCCAAAAAUUUACAAAAAAAAACUUUAGAGCCGAUUAUUUCAGAAACGGUUAAGAAUCAGAUUAAAACAUAUGGGUUAAUUUAUAUUUUGACCUUUUGAAUAUGUUUCCAAAAUAUUUCCCUUUCGUCUCGAAACACCCUAUAUAUACGAUUUGCUGGGAUAAGAUUUUUUAAUUUUUUCCAAAAUAUUUAAGUUUAUAUUAAUUAGAUAUUAAUAUCGAAUAAGUAUCUAUUAAGUUUUUUAUACAAUAUAUAUUAUAAAUAUCAGUUGAAAUGA